AUGCUGCAGCAUACGAGUAGGUUGCUUGCGGCCUCGCCAGGGGUCGGAAUCGCUCCGGAGACGACACCUGUCAAGUACGUCCCAUCCAUGCUGAACAUCCAGAACAUGAUGUGGUGGAACGGACGGCGUAGCACGUACCGCGCGACCUACCGCGAGAAGACGUGGUAUGAGGUGAGCCGCAUGGGCGCAUAUGCGAAGGGGCGGCGCCCCAUCAUGCGCCAAAAGUACUCUCCGGAGGCGCUGCGAUUGGCGCUCUCUAUGGUGCCGGAUUGGUUUGAGGUGGCGGACGUGCCGCGCCCGCCCCAGCGCAUUCGUGCGCAGUCUGAGGGCAUUGUAGGGCGCUGGUACAGCAACUUUUGGACACUGCACGCGGUGAGGUAUCAGUGUCGGCUGGCCAACGUGGAGUGGCCCUUCGGGGAGCGGCAGCGGCCACGUACAAACUACGACGAGCCUUUCUUCUUUGUUGACUUUGAGGAGAGCAAGGCGGUGAGGGACUACCGCAGUCGUUGGAUCAACGUAAAUCGUAGUUUGGUAGGCAUGACAAAGCGCAUGAAGGAGGCGGAGGAGGAGACGCGUUACAUGCAAUUCCGGAAGCAGCAGGACACAUUCUGGUCCAACCGCAAGGUGUUAGUAAACCGCGUGAAGUCGAUGUAUAAUCAAGGCACCAUGGCAUCCGCCAAGGAAUUGCCCAUCAAGACCAUCAAUAUCAAGGCGUUCUUAGCGGAAUGA
Messenger RNA from Trypanosoma rangeli, 729 nucleotides. RefSeq lists its product as uncharacterized. The transcript has a single exon. The record is from RefSeq and is a predicted model, not a curated record. Lineage: Eukaryota; Euglenozoa; Kinetoplastea; Trypanosomatida; Trypanosomatidae. Bases 1 to 729 code for a protein of 242 amino acids.